AAGGCGAGACUACGGGCACUGCUGGUCACCAUGCAUUCAGCUGUCCUGGCCACUCUCUUCUUGUUGAGCUGGACUCACUGUUGGUCCCUGCCCCUUCCCAGUAGCGAUGAUGAUGAUGACUUGUCUGAGGAAGACCUUGAGUUUGCAGAGCACUACCUGAAGUCAUACUAUCACCCUGUGACUCUCGCGGGCAUCCUAAAAAAGUCUGCAGUGACCUCCACAGUUGAUCGGCUCCGAGAGAUGCAGUCUUUCUUUGGCUUGGAGGUGACUGGCAUACUUGAUGAUCCCACCUUAGACAUCAUGAAAAAACCAAGAUGUGGAGUCCCUGAUGUGGGUGAAUACAGUGUUUUUCCUCGAACGCUCAAAUGGUCUCACACCAACUUAACCUACAGAAUUGUGAACUACACCCCUGAUAUGCCCCAUUCUGAGGUGGAUAAGGCCUUCAAAAAGGCCUUCAAAGUCUGGUCUGAUGUGACGCCUCUGAAUUUCACCAGAAUCCACGAUGGCACUGCUGAUAUCAUGAUAUCUUUUGGAACUAAAGGUAAGGAUGUGGAAUCAUUUGAAACAUGUUACAACUUGUUUAUUGUUGCUGCCCAUGAGCUUGGCCACUCCCUAGGUCUGGACCACUCCAAGGACCCAGGAGCCCUAAUGUUUCCCAUCUAUACCUACACUGGCAAAAGCCAUUUCAUGCUUCCCGAUGACGAUGUUCAAGGAAUCCAGUCUCUCUAUGGUCCAGGAGAUGAAGACCCCAAUCCUAAACAUCCCAAAACACCAGAGAAGUGUGACCCAGCCUUAUCCCUUGAUGCCAUUACCAGUCUCCGAGGAGAAACCAUGAUCUUUAAAGACAGAUUCUUCUGGCGUCUGCAUCCUCAGCAGGUCGAGGCAGAGCUGUUUUUGACAAAAUCAUUUUGGCCAGAACUUCCCAACCAUGUGGAUGCUGCAUAUGAACAUCCAUCCCAUGACCUUAUGUUCAUCUUUAGAGGUAGAAAAUUCUGGGCUCUCAAUGGUUAUGACAUUCUGGAAGGUUAUCCCAAAAAAAUAUCUGACCUGGGAUUUUAAAAAGAGCGAAGCCGUCUCUUAGCUUUUGCAAUUUUAUAUGAUGAUGCUAAUCAGACUAUGGACAAAGACUAUCCCCGAUUCAUAGAAGAAGAAUUCCCUGGAAUCGGUGAUAAAGUAGAUGCUGUCUACGAGAAAAAUGGCUAUAUCUACUUUUUCAAUGGGCCCAUACAGUUUGAAUACAGUAUCUGGAGUAAUCGCAUUGUUCGAGUCAUGCCAACAAAUUCUUUGUUGUGGUGUUAAGCAUCUUUUCAGAAUUGUUAUCUAACUCCUGGAGAGCAUCAGGAUAACAAUUUCCAUCCUGGCGGGUGGGGUGGGGAAUCACCAGGAAACUUCCUCCUGGGAACAGGGUUCAGGAAGCUAUCUUCAAGCAUGCAGUGCCUAUGUGACUAUUUGUGGCUGGGACCACAUUGAAGAAUUUUAAAGUAAUGAAAUUGAGAACCCCAAGGAUCGACUGAUUCUUGGGAGCAGUGAAGAAACAAGAUUGAUAUUUUCCACAGCAAACAUGGGAUCCAUCUGUGAUGAGAGUAAACAUAAUUAUUAAUAUAUUUAUAAAAAUCCUAAAAGUCAUAAAAUAAAUCAUAUUUAUAUAACAAACAUGGAAAUUUGGGGAGUGUAUGUAGCCACCGAUGAAUGUAGAUAGAGGGAAAUACCUGCAAAAUACAGAAUAGCAGACAACUUUCCAAAGGAGUCAUUUGGGCUUUGUACUGUAAGUAUUCAGAUUUAAACCCAUUUCGUACAAACACUAAUAAAAGAUCAAUGUCGCCAAGGGAAGGGAAUAACGGCCACUAUGAAGACGUAUAGGUGGCUUUGCAUUAAGCUUAUUUCAUUUUGGGUCACCACUCAAGGACUGUGCACAUUGAUAGAAGGUAGAGAGAGAAACAGAGAAUGUCUCUUUUUAUUAAACUAUUUCAGGUCUUUAACAGGCCAUAGAGUAAAAAAAAAAUAAAAUUGUUAUAAAAUACCUAAGCAGUAGCAUAGCCUUUUCAUAAAUUGUUUGAUUACUUGAGAAUAAAACUAGGUUUCAACCAUAUUUAUCUGACUAAUUGUUUUAAUUAUCCAAUUUUGAUAAUAGACCCUUUUCUAGUGACUUACAGGACAGGAACUAAGGCAGUCAUAGUAAGUACAAGCAGAUCUGCAGAGAUACAGACAACCAGAAUGAAGCUGGACAGUGACCCUUUUGAGAGCACCCCUUUGUGCUCUGCCUUUGUUUGUUAAUUCCUUGUUGCUUAUCUUAGUGUCUGACACUUGGCACUUACUGAUAUGUGAUGGUCACCAGGAGAGUGACUAUUGUGCUGAAAGAUGGUGUUUGUUACACUAGGAAAAUGGAAAAGAAUCAUGUAUUUGCACAGUGUGUUAGACUAUGUUGAUGUUUCUAAUAAAAAAUGUUUUCAGCAGA
Cricetulus griseus (Chinese hamster) is the source of this 2455-nucleotide messenger RNA. The record is from RefSeq and is a predicted model, not a curated record. Lineage: Eukaryota; Metazoa; Chordata; Mammalia; Rodentia; Cricetidae.